Eriocheir sinensis (Chinese mitten crab) is the source of this 1481-nucleotide messenger RNA. Its product is annotated as putative nuclease HARBI1. The coding region runs from base 202 to 1296 and encodes 364 amino acids. NCBI's taxonomy places the organism in Eukaryota, Metazoa, Arthropoda, Malacostraca, Decapoda, Varunidae. The record is from RefSeq and is a predicted model, not a curated record. The transcript has 5 exons.
AAGAAGAAGAGGAGGAGGAAGCAAACAAGUCCCCUGUGACAUCAAGAUCAAGGUCGAGGUCCGCCGCGUGCCCUGAAGUGCCCUGGCAGUGUUUCUCGUGGAGGAGGAGGAGCCCCUCGGCGUGCAGGCCCCCAGGGUACAAAGGACUGACUCUUCAACGGGUCACAUGUACAUGAAGGUUAAGAUCAAGAUCAAGGCAUCAUGGCUGGACAACAACAACAAGCCCGUGUACGUCAGCCAAGGGAAUUUCGAGAAAGGAGAGACGUCCUGAAUGAACUGAGUGAUACAGAACUGAUCAGAAGGUACCGACUUGAUCGUGCUGGCAUUGUUUUUGUGACAGACUUGGUGAGGCCCGUGUUACUGAGACCAACGGCGACCAACAAGGCUCUCACUCCCGAGCAUAAAGUUUUAAUAACCUUAAGGUACCUAACGACGGGGAAAAUGCAGCUCUGUAAUGGUGAUGACUUGGGAGUGUCCCAACAGACAGUGAGCAGGGUCAUCACGGAAACACUGGACGCCCUAAGUGCCCCACACAUACUGAAAAGAUUUAUAAAGUUUCCCGCCAAUCAAGAUCUCCAGCAAAAAAAGACAGAAUUCAGGGACGUUGCUGGCUUUCCUGAAGUGGUUGGUGUUAUUGAUGGAACUCACAUCAGAAUUAUGAGACCAAGACAGUUUGAGGCAGAAUAUGUAAACCGCAAGAGAUACCAUAGUAUAAAUGUGCAGGUGGUUUUCGAUGCCAAAUACAAGAUUACUGACUUAGAAGCGAAGUGGCCAGGCUUAGUUCAUGAUGCACGCAUUUUGAAUGAAAGUGGGCUCAAGAGGAUGUUCGAGACUCGUGCUGUUCCAGCUGGAUGCCAUCUGCUUGGGGACAGUGGGUACGGUAACAAAACUUGGCUGCUGACACCAUAUCUGCGACCUCAGCAUGAAUACCAGCUAGCCUACAAUAGAGCUCACAAGAAAACACGGAGUAUUGUGGAGAGAGGAAUUAGCCAGUGGAAGCGAAGAUUUCAUGUUCUCCACAGUGAAAUUCGUGUAACUCCCCCAGGGAAAGUAUGUAAGAUUAUUUUUGUCUGCGCUAUGUUGCACAACAUAUGCAAAGACAGAAAUAUUCAAAUACUUUUGGAGGGUGGUGAAGAACAUGGCCAACCACAAGCAGAGGACAACAUCCAGAUGGCUGCCGGAGAGGAAAAUGACGACAAUGGUGGUCAUGCCGAGCCGCUCCCUGCAGGUCAAGACCGUGAUGGAUUGCGGUACAGGGACGAGUUUGUCAGAUGCUAUUUCAAUGUUGAACUGUGAGGAACUUCGAUGUACAAUCGUGCCAGAAAAAACUGUCUCCUCCUCAUCUACCAUGAAGACUGUUCCGUCUUCCGAGGCAGAGGGAAGCAGCACACUGGUGACUUCUGUGGCAGGGGCAGAGGGAGCAGGCACGCUGGAAAUCACCUCAGCAGCAGCAGCAAAUAAGGCGGGCAGAUCUUGGGUAG